This is a messenger RNA of Micropterus salmoides (largemouth bass), 4941 nucleotides long. RefSeq names its product potassium intermediate/small conductance calcium-activated channel, subfamily N, member 1a (gene kcnn1a). The coding region runs from base 181 to 3228 and encodes 1015 amino acids. Gene Ontology annotation, cellular component: neuron projection; neuronal cell body; plasma membrane. Gene Ontology annotation, biological process: potassium ion transmembrane transport. Gene Ontology annotation, molecular function: calmodulin binding; small conductance calcium-activated potassium channel activity. The record is from RefSeq and is a predicted model, not a curated record. The transcript is spliced from 10 exons. NCBI's taxonomy places the organism in Eukaryota, Metazoa, Chordata, Actinopteri, Centrarchiformes, Centrarchidae.
UGGACCGAUAUUAAGUCGAAGGCGGUGUUUUGGCUGUACGGUGACGUUUUAAGGCAGGUCCUGGUCAAACCUACCAAUGAUACAAGUCGGUCCUAUUCUAUUGGGACUGAUCGCAAUGAACGGGUGCCGGAGCUCUGCACGGCAAAGGAGCAACCACAGCGAGACGAGGCGAUCAAGGGGAUGCGGCAUCGGUACGCUGGAGCUGUCCAUCAGCACCAAAUCCCCGACGAAAAGCAAGGAAACAGCAAGCAGAACCCAGACCCAGUCGCUCCUGUUUUCAGCCUGCCGCCCCCGCCCUCUUCUCAUCACCGAGACCGCACUUCAACAGCCGCCGCUCACCGCCAGAGCCUCCAGGAGCUCCCGUGUCUGAGCCAGCCCUCUCGGAGACCUGUUCACAGUGGCGACCCUCUACCUCUGGCGAGAUACGACACCGCCCAGCGUACUUCACACCGGGGCGGUGAACCCAGCACCGGGCAGCCGGCGCACCUGCAGCAGGAUCCUUGGGCCCCGACCGGUUCUCAGCCGCAGCAGCCGCCGCCGCCGCCGCCGCAGUCGGAGAAGCAGCCUGUUUUUCCAAGCUGCCACUGCAGUUUUUCCGAGCAGGAGGCGAGCCUUUCUCAAAAUCAGCACCAUCCUUUCGAUCCUCUCCCACCGCAGCCCUCCCCACCUUUUCCGCCGCCUAUACCACCGCCACCAACGUCGUCCUCCUCCUCUCUGCUGUUAACCCGGGAAUCUAAAAGAGGGGAUCGUCUCCAAAGGAGUGCCAAUAAUUACCAACAGGCAAGCAUCGUGGAACGCUGCAGGGGAGGAGGAGGAGCAGGAGGGCACCGAGACCACAGGCAGUUGUUGCAGCAGCAGCAGCAGAAGCAACAACAGCAUCAACAGCACAGUCAUUUAAGACUCCAACAGAGGGACCCCUCCCCUGAAGGAAUCCGUGCAAACUCGCAGAAAGGGCGCUCUUUAAAUGUAUGUGAGUCAACCGAGGCUAACAGGAGAGCAUUCGAGUCUCAGACUCAGGACCUGCAGCAGCAGCAGCAGCAGCAGCAACAGAUCCCACAAUUACGAGCGCAGCAACAGCUACUGGUGGGGAGCAGCUUGCCUAUCAACUACUGCGCCAGCGGCUCAGGAGAGCUAUGUAGGACUCACCAGGCACCACUGCUGCAACAGCAAGAGCAGCAGCAACAGCGGCAGCAGCAGCAGCAAAGCGCACUGGGGCUCUGUCCCCAGCGUCCGCAGCACUGUGAACAAGACCGCAAUAAGUCUGGGAGGAUCUCCGCGCAAGGCGACCAGGCGCAGCCACACAGCCGCGACUCCCGCAUAACCCCCCCGGUACCACAACAGGCAUACGCGGGGAACUCGUCUGCGACUGUCAGCAACAGCAGCAAAGACAGCCCCAACUACGGCUCGAGCUAUCACCUGUGGCCAGAGAGCCCGCAUAAAGGAGAGGAGAGGAUACGCAUCGACCUCCAUAAGGCCACUACUGAGAACAAGAAGCUGAGCCAUGCUGGAUCCAAGCCCUCCCUCUCCGAGAGCAGCGGCCGACUCCCUCAGAUAGCCAUGAACACCUGCAAGUACAAUGGCGGAGUGGUAAGACCACUAGUGGGCAGCCUGGCGUCCUCGUCGCGCCGCAACCUCGCGGAGCUCGACUCGGAGACGCAGCCCUUGCAGACGCUGCACAGCUCUGGCCUGGAAGUGGUGGUGUCCAAGGGCAACGGCGGCGAAGACCCCAGCAAGGCGUCCAACGAGAGCUUGGUCAGGGAGGGCAGCGGGCAUGGCGGAGGCAGGGCGCCGCAGAAGAAGAACAGGGACAUUGGCUACAAGCUCGGCCACCGGAGGGCACUGUUUGAGAAGCGGAAGCGGCUCAGCGACUACGCACUCAUCUUCGGGAUGUUUGGGAUUGUUGUCAUGGUGACAGAGACGGAACUGUCAUGGGGGGUUUACACUAAGGAAUCUUCAUACUCAUUUGCACUGAAAUGCCUUAUCAGCCUUUCCACUGUUAUAUUGCUUGGUCUUAUAAUAAUGUACCAUGCCCGGGAAAUCCAGCUGUUUAUGGUUGACAAUGGUGCGGACGAUUGGAGGAUAGCCAUGACGUAUGAGCGUAUCUUCUUCAUCGUGCUGGAGCUGUUGGUGUGUGCCAUCCAUCCCAUCCCGGGCCAGUACGUCUUCACAUGGACGGCGCGGCUGGCCUUUACCUACACUCCGUCGGUGGCCGAUGCCGACGUGGACAUCAUCCUCUCCAUCCCCAUGUUCCUGAGACUCUACCUGAUAGGCAGGGUCAUGUUACUCCACAGCAAGCUGUUUACGGACGCUUCGUCUCGCAGCAUCGGUGCCCUCAACAAGAUCAACUUCAACACACGCUUUGUCAUGAAGACCCUCAUGACCAUCUGUCCAGGAACUGUUCUGCUGGUGUUCAGUAUAUCCUCCUGGAUCAUUGCUGCAUGGACUGUGCGCGUCUGUGAGAGGUAUCAUGACAAACAGGAAGUGACCAGUAACUUCCUGGGAGCCAUGUGGCUCAUCUCGAUUACCUUCCUCUCGAUUGGCUACGGGGACAUGGUACCACACACGUACUGUGGGAAAGGCGUGUGUCUGCUUACAGGGAUUAUGGGGGCUGGUUGCACUGCACUGGUGGUUGCAGUGGUAGCCAGGAAGCUGGAGCUUACCAAGGCUGAGAAGCAUGUCCACAAUUUCAUGAUGGACACACAACUCUGCAAACGAGUAAAGAACACAGCUGCCAAUGUACUCAGGGAAACAUGGCUCAUCUACAAACACACUAAGUUGGUCAAGAAGAUUGAUCAUGCCAAGGUGCGGAAACACCAGCGCAAGUUUCUCCAAGCCAUUCACCAAGCUCAGAAACUGCGCAGUGUGAAGAUGGAGCAGAGGAAACUCAAUGAUCAGGCCAACACCUUGGUGGACCUAGCGAAGACCCAGAAUGUGAUGUAUGACCUGGUGUCAGAGCUGCAGGAGCGCAGUGAGGAGCUGGACAAGCGCAUCGGCACAUUGGAGGACAAGCUGGACUCGGUGACGGGCAGCCUGCAGGCGCUGCCCUGCCUCAUCUCCCAAGCCAUAACCCAGCAGCAGCAGGACUUCCUGGACGGCUUUGUUCACCGCUUUCGACCCGCCUCACUAGCCUCAGAGCGCUCUGAACGCUCUGAGCGAUCCUGGACUUCCACCGCCCGUAGGCGGCGCUCUCCCUCCACAGCACCACACACCUCCUCUGAUAGCGGAUAACCUUGACAAACCUUCUGCAAUCACCAUCGAGCCUCACCUUUCCCAAACUAACUCAUCACCUCAUUCUGUCCCAUCCAAAGCCAUCCCUGUAACCGCUGGCGAGUCCAACGUCUGGACUAAUAAUGAACCCAUAUCUUCACCCUGGCCUGAUCCUUGCCCUUAUUCUCUCUCUCCCUUCCACCCAUUCCCUCUCCCUUUCCUCCCCACCCAUCAAAUCCAAAAACCAAUUCCUCUGUGACUGAGCCUCUCAGCACAGGACUGGAUCAGAGCUACUCCAAAAGAACAAAGAAAAGCAAACAGACUUAAAUCAAGAAAAACACAAAUGCAUCUGAAAAAAGAAAAAGAGAAAAAAAAUUAAAAAUGACUGAAAAACCGAGAUAAAGUAGAGAUAUGGUUUAUGUUUUAGCCAUUGUAUGGCUGUUCAAGUUAGCUUUUUUGUAAAAGCCCUUGUAUAGUUAAAAAAUGACUGAGUUCAGGGUCGCUGGGGUGAGAGCUGGCUAUCACACCGGAGAGUCCUUAACCAAGAGGGGGGAAGUUGGUCUGUGGAGCUGAGGGCCUUGGCUCACCUGCUGGCCCUCUGAGGCCAUGGAGGACAUCUGUCCACCCAUCCGUCCGUCUAUCUGUUUAUACGGUGAGGAGAGCGAGACAAACCAUUGGAUUUCCCUUUCAAAAGACUAGUGUCAUGGAUUCUUUCCCAUAGGUUAGAGUGAAAGCUUUAGAGGAGGCUAUGAUAGCUCUGACUUCAGGUCAGUGUUUGAAAGGGGGAGGAGAAACUGUCACACAAAAGAAGAGCAAAGGGGAUACAUAUGGAAUUACUACUGGGUAGGAAAAAUUUACACAGUUGCCAACUUCAAGGUUUCAGCUUCCUUGUUCUUACCAAGGGAAAAUGAGAGCGACUAUCUUUUUUAGUUACAUAUUGACAUGUGAUUUUUCAGUGCCUGAAUGUAUAAAUAGUAGAGGGUUAUUUAAUUACUAAUUUCAGAGCUUUUUUACGAUGUUAACAGUCUGAAUACAGCAUUGCAUUCCUUUUUCAGAUACAUUCCUCUCCAAAACUUUAAAGAAAAUGUCUUAAUGUAAUGCAUAACAUUGCCUCCAUUACACAGCAACUCUAAAUGUUUUGAAAACCUUUUUUCCCCCCUAUUUCUACUAACACCAUGAGAAAUGAAAAAGUUCAGAGAGUAAGCGAAAGUGAGACAGACUGAGAGAAUAUUUGUGACUGUGUUUGUUAGAGAACAUGUUCACUUUUAACUCAAUGCUGCACAGUCAUACACAUAACAAUGAAAUAUGUAGUAGUCUACCUUUCUCACCACUACCAAUUAGAGCUUCCUGUGGUCUUCAGAUAAUGGCAUGGCUUGAGGUCUGCUGGUAUAUACGGACCCACAGGCGCACAUCAUUGGUCGAACUAGGAAACCAACUCUGCCCCUUUGCAUGGUUUAGUGCAAAAAUAACAAUGGAACACAAUCUUCCGUGGAUGGCUUGAUGAUUUAGAUUUUAGUUUACUUUUGUUUGUUUGUUGCCUCUAUUUCUUUUAUCAUUUUUUACUAAAAGUUCCCUUUUUUUACUAGGAUACCUAGGGUUUGUAGAGUUGCAGAACCUAGAGAGUUGCAAUGUGAUUCUGUAAUGCAUUCCCUGUUAAAAAUAUGAGAUGAAGACAAAGUGCUAAUACAAAAGAAUCCUGAAAGGAUACAAAUAAAAGUGCUGAAGAAACUUUGA